AUGGCGCUCCUGAUGACAGAGAGUGAUAGUGAGCCCGCAGCGCCGGGUGUCCGCAUCCACGAAGACGAAGCAGCCCCCAAGCAUGAGAUCGAUUCCCUGCAAGAAGACCACCCUCAAUACCCGGAACGGCUAUCCACACUCCUCCUCGAUAUCUCGGCACUGGUGGUCAUCCAGUUCCUUCAAGGGCUCGACGGCACGAUCGUCACGACCGCCAUCCCCAAGAUCUCGAACCGCUUCCAUGCCCUGGGCGAUAUCGGCUGGUACGCCAGUGCGUUCAUGUUGACCUUUUGCUCCUUGCAGCUGAUCUGGGGCAAACUGUACACCUUCUACACGGUGAAAUGGACGUACCUGGUCGCGCUCUUCCUGUUCGAGCUGGGGUCCUUCAUCUGCGGGAUCGCGCCCUCGUCCAUGAGCUUCAUCGUCGGUCGUGCAAUUGCAGGGGUUGGUGCCGGAGGCACCGGGGCUGGGUCACUGCUGCUCGUCACGCAUCUCCUCCCCCCACCGCGCCGGCCAGCUCUCGUUGGCGUUCUGACCGCGAUCUUCGGUUUCGGUGCGGCCGUGGGCCCGUUGCUUGGGGGCGCAUUUACCGACAACGCCACGCUCACCUGGCGAUGGUGCUUCUACAUCAAUCUUCCGCUGGGCGCCUUGGCCGCCACGAUUGUCGUCUUCUUCAUCCCCACCAACAAAGCCCCCGGGCGGAACACCGCCUUCCAGGAGCGAUUGCUGCAGAUGGAUCUGCUGGGCGCCGUGCUUCUGAUUCCCGGGAUGGUUUCGCUCUUGCUUGCGCUGCAGUGGGGGGGUUCCAAGUACCCCUGGAGUGACGGCCGGGUCAUCGCCACGCUGGUCGUCGCGGGGGUUUUGAUAACCGGCUUCGUCCUCAGUCAGGUCUGCCGCCAGAAUGAGGAUCGCCUCAUGAUCUCGUCGCGGGUGUUCAAGGAUCCCCGGAUCUGGACUGCCGUCAUCCUGGGAGCUUCCGCUACCACCUCCUUUUUCGUCAUGCUGUACAAUCUCCCCAUCUGGUUCCAAGCUAUCAAGGGUGCUUCUGCCGCCUCCUCGGGCGUGAUGAGCCUUCCCAUGACCAUCAGCUUCCUCGUCGCCUCCACAAUCGGAGGGACACUGAGCUCCAGCGACUUGUCUCCUCCAUCCCCGUCUUCGCCACCCCGGAACCACUGGCGCCGCCGCAUCCUCCCCGGCCGCGUUCGAGCAGUCAAGCGGCCCUCCCCAACCACGAUCGUCGCCCUCUUGACGCUCGCCUCCCCGAUCCUGCUCUCCACGGGCUCCGGUCUUCUGACCACUCUCACCCCGCACAGCAGCACCGGGAAGUGGAUCGGCUACCAAGUCCUGCUGGGUGCGGGCGGGGGCCUGGGGAUGCAGCUCAGCAUGACGGCCGCGCAGUCUUUCCCGAACCACAGGGACAUCACCAUGGGCACGACAAUCAUCCUGACGUGCCAGAACCUGCCAGCCACCGUGCUGACCUCGGUAGCGGCGACGAUCCUCAACUCCCAGCUGGCUUCGCGUUUGCGCGAUGAGGUUCCGGGCCUGCACGGCAAUACACAGUUGGUCACGGGGGCCGGUGCGACGGGGUUUCGCGACGUGGUUCCGGCCGAGCUGAUUCCGGCGGUCUUGGAGGUGUAUAAUGAAUCGGUGACCCGGACGUUUCUUGUAUCGGUUGCUAUGGCGUGCUUCGGGGUAGGGGCAAGCCUGUGGGUGCCUUUGAGAUGGAGGCGCGCGGCGCGGGCUCGACGGGGCGCAGACCCUUGA
Messenger RNA from Aspergillus japonicus CBS 114.51, 1761 nucleotides. RefSeq names its product MFS general substrate transporter. Lineage: Eukaryota; Fungi; Ascomycota; Eurotiomycetes; Eurotiales; Aspergillaceae. Gene Ontology annotation, molecular function: transmembrane transporter activity. The record is from RefSeq and is a predicted model, not a curated record. Gene Ontology annotation, biological process: transmembrane transport. The coding region runs from base 1 to 1761 and encodes 586 amino acids. The transcript has 2 exons.